Molecule: messenger RNA, 711 nt
Organism: Momordica charantia (bitter melon)
Lineage: Eukaryota; Viridiplantae; Streptophyta; Magnoliopsida; Cucurbitales; Cucurbitaceae
Product: stress response protein
Source: RefSeq, a predicted model, not a curated record
GUUAGGGUUUUCAACUUUCCGUAUCCUCGUAACCGAACUCUCACGAUUUCAUCUUCCACUGUCUCACUGUCUCACUGUCUCUCGCCUCUUUCAAUCUCACGAUCUUCAGGAACUCUUGCCUCUCACACUUAUCUCACUGCCGCCGUUCGUUCGUCGCCCUACGCGCCGUCCGUCGCCUCUCACGCUUAUAAUAUUAUAUAAAUGCCAAAAAAGAAAUCUUCCAAAAAGCCUAAGGAGGUGCAAGAGAAUGCUGCAACAAAAGAGGAAAAGCCCGAUGCUGUGGUAAAAGAAGAAAAGCCCCCUUCAGCAAAGAAAAGUAGCGAGAUUGAUGAAAUUUUUGCUGGGAAGAAGAGAAAGAAACCAGAAGUUGAAAAGGCCGAGAAGCCAAAACUAGAUACAUCUGAUAGACCGAAAAUGAAGAACAAGAAGAAGCGUGAGACUGUGUCUAAAGAUGGCUUUUCAGAUCCACCAUCGCGGUCUAGAAAGAGGACAGGGGAUGGACUUGCUAUUUACACCGAAGAAGAAUUGGGUUUUGGCAAUGCAGAUGCUGGAGGCACCCCACUUUGCCCAUUCGACUGCUCUUGUUGCUUCUAAACAUGUGUUCAAAUUUUCUUUUUUAUGAGGUUGCUUCACUAUCUGGUAAACUUUCUGCUUCACCAUCAAGUUGAUUAAUAUAAAAAUUUCAAUUUUGAAGAUGACUUUAGCACUUAA